AUGCCGCGCCGCCCCGCCGCGGACCGCCUCGCGCACCUCCCCGCCGCGCUCGCAGGCUUCGUCCGUGCGCGCGCCGCGGGGUCUGCCUCCGCGUGGGGCCGGUUCUCUUACGGCAACGCGCUGGCCGCCUGUGCCGCCGCCUCCGCGCCGUUGGCCUUCGCGGAGCAGCUCUACUGCGCAGCCUGGAAGGAUGGGCUCUCGCGGGACGCGUACAUCUGCAGCACCGUGGUGGACCUGCUCGCCAAGCACGGCCGCCUGGGCGACGCGCUGCGGGCGUUCGAGGACGGGGAUCGCGGAAGCGCGGUCUGCUGGAACACAGCUAUCUCCGGGGCGGCGCGCAACGGUGAACACGCGCUCGGAGUCGAGAUGUUCCGCGACAUGGUGAGGGGUUCCUCCUGCGAGCCCAAUUCGUUCACGUAUUCUGGGGCGCUCAGCGCGUGCGCGGCUGGUGCAGAGUUGGGGGUUGGGAGGGCGGUGCAUGGGAUGGUGCUCCGGCGUGAUCCCGAGUACGAUGUCUUCGUUGGGACAUCCAUCGUUAACAUGUAUGUGAAAUGUGGUCAGAUGGGAGCUGCCAUGAGUGAGUUCUGGAGGAUGCCAAUCCGGAAUGUGGUUUCCUGGACAACUGCGAUUGCUGGUUUCGUGCAAGAGGAGGACCCAGUAAGUGCAAUGCUGCUGCUUACGGAAAUGUUGCGGAGUGGUGUGGCAAUUAACAAGUACACGGCUACGAGCAUAUUGCUUGCCUGCUCUCAGAUGUCCAUGAUACGGGAGGCUAACCAGGUUCACGGCAUGAUUAUGAAGACUGAGCUGUACUUGGAUCAUGUUGUCAAGGAGGCUUUGAUUUCCACAUAUGCAAAUGUUGGGGCUGUUCAGCUGUGUGAGAAGAUCUUUCAAGAAGUUGGCACAGUUAGCAACAGAAGCAUCUGGUCGGCUUUCAUAUCUGGGGUUAGCAGGCAUAGCCUACAAAGAUCAAUUCAGCUGUUAAGGAGGAUGUUAUGUCAGGGCCUAAGACCGAAUGACAAAUGCUACGCUUCUGUUUUCAGUUCUGUUGACUCAUCUGAGCUUGGCAGACUGCUGCAUUCAUUGGUCAUAAAAGACGGGUUUAUUCAUGCUGUUCUUGUGGCAAGUGCGCUCUCCACCAUGUACUCCAGAUGUAAGGAUUUGAAGGAUAGCUACAAGGUUUUUGAAGAGAUGCACGAACGGGAUGAAGUGUCAUGGACAUCAAUGGUUGCUGGUUUUGCAACACAUGGCCAUUCAGUUGAGGCAUUCCAGGUGUUAAGGAAUAUGAUUGUUGAAGGUUUUACACCAGAUGAUGUGUCGUUAAGUGCCAUUCUUUCAGCCUGCAAUGUACCGGAGUGUUUGCUCAAAGGGAAGGAAGUUCAUGGACAUGUCCAUCGUGCCUACGGAGCAACCACGUCCAUUAACCAUUGCCUUAUUUCCAUGUAUUCCAAAUGUAAAGAUGUACACACAGCUCGAAGACUUUUUGAUGCAACUCCAUGCAAAGACCAGAUCAUGUUAUCUUCAAUGAUAUCUGGAUAUGCUAUGAAUGGUUAUAGUGAGGAGGCAAUCUCAUUGUUUCAGCUUAUGUUGGCUGCUGGUUUUCAUAUAGAUAGGUUUUUAUGCUCAUCUAUUAUUAGCAUCUGUGCUAACAUGGCAAAGCCAUUGUAUGGUAAACUGUUACAUGGGUAUGCAACCAAAGUAGGCAUACUGUCUGAUCUAUCAGUGAGCAGUUCACUUGUGAAGUUAUAUUCCAAAAGUGGCAACCUGGAUGAUUCUCGUAAAGUUUUUGAUGAAAUAGAUGUUCCGGAUUUAGUUACAUGGACAGCGAUAGUUGAUGGAUAUGCUCAGCACGGAAGCAGUCAGGAUGCUUUGGCGAUGUUCGAUUUGAUGAUUAGAUAUGGGGUAAAACCAGACACUGUCAUACUCGUGAGUGUUUUGUCUGCUUGUGGCCGAAAUGGUUUGGUUGAAGAAGGCUUCAGACAUUUUAAUUCAAUGAGAACUGUGUAUGGGGUUGAGCCAGUGUUGCACCACUAUUGCUGUAUGGUUGAUUUACUUGGUAGAUCUGGGAGGCUUGUAGAGGCAAAAAAAUUUAUUGAGAGUAUGCCUGUGAAACCUGAUUCGAUGGUGUGGAGCACACUGCUUGCUGCUUGCAGAGUUCAUGAUGAUGUUGUACUUGGACGUUUUGUAGAAAAUAAGAUCCAUGAAGAAAAUUGUGAUUCGGGGUGUUUUGCUACUAUGUCAAACAUUCGAGCAAAUUCUGGAGACUGGGAAGGUGUAAUGGAAAUAAGAAAAUCAGUCAAGGAUGUGAAGAAAGAACCUGGAUGGAGUUUAUUGGAAGAAUAA
Miscanthus lutarioriparius is the source of this 2340-nucleotide messenger RNA. Lineage: Eukaryota; Viridiplantae; Streptophyta; Magnoliopsida; Poales; Poaceae. The record is from the annotation of a GenBank genome assembly.